AUAUAUAUAUAUAUCUUAAAUCAUUAUUUUUCGUCUGAUAAGAAAAACAGAUGUGAUGAUUUGUAUUUCUGUGUUUUCCUCCCGUUUGAAGGAGUUUCUUACGUGGUAGAAUAAGAAGUGUUUGAAGGUUAAAUGUAAUAUGAAGACAUUUCAUUAUUUAGUUAAAUUUUUUAAUAAAAAUAUCCCUAAAAUAAAAUCAUUCACACCUAAGUGAAAUCAACCAGCUGACCCUUUGAACCCCAGAAAUUGGUGAUAUGUAUAUAUGAACAGUUGAAAAAAAAAAAAGAAAUUGUCAUAAUGUACAUUUAGCCGUGGAACGGCUACCAAGCCAUCUGGCCCCUCAUAGUUUCUGCAAUUCAUCCAGCUUGUUUGGUCAUCAGCAUAAAACGAUAAGGUAGCUGGCUUUUCUUCUAGUUUAAUACAUAUAUUCUGAGUCAUUUAUAGGCUUCUUGGUUAAUCAUGAAAAGAACAAGAAAUCUAAUAAAACGAAAGUGGCUUAAGAUCAAUAACUUCGAUUAAAUUAUGUGAUACAUAUCUGUGGUUGAUAUUUGAUAUAACACCAUAAAAAGUGAGAGUAAGAUGGUGGGUGGCAAUGUUGGUCAUGACCCUAGUUGAUUACCCAUUGACCUGUUGGGUAAGUUUUCUUGUUGCCGAAGCCGGGUCCAGCCAAAACCCCACCUGGGUCCUGGGAUAUUGCAUCUCCCUCAAGUCUACAGUUGAUGAGGAGUUAGGUACAGAUGGGAGAGCCAAAAUGAUAUACAAUUCUCCCCAAGAGGAGAACAAAUGCCAGAGGCUAGGGUUUCUAGUUUUUUACAUGGUGGGAGUGACAUGGCCCCAAAACUGAAUUUGAUAUUUGUUUCUUGGUGGGGUCUUUUUGAAUGUAAACCACAAAGAGCCUCCACGAAAGAUUACAAGAUUUGGGGGUGUGGGUCAUGGUAUUAAUAAUAGAAAAUUGAUAAGAAAUUAUGUAAAUAAAAGGGAAAGCGACUAAAAGUUGAAGAUGUGCCUAAGUUUUGCCCGAAAUGAUACCCAUUAUCAUUAUAUAAUAAGACUUAUGCACGUCAGCUAUCUCCUUUUGUUUAUGGUUUGGGACACCCAGAGUAGUUUUUUCCACAUCACAGGUAGCUUCAGCGCUACCUGAAAGGUUAUCACAGGCCUUCUCUCAUUCUCUCUCUCCCCAUGUAAGAAACUCGUUGCUUCUCCAUAAAUACUAAUACUCACUCUCUUUCUCUCUCUAUCUAUAUUCAGUGUGAAUAAGAUAUAGAGAGAGAAGGAGAGAUGGAGGUGCGAAUGAGGCUAUGGGAAGUAAUACCAUUUUCAGUGAUGGUGUUGAUGGAAGGUUGCACAGUGGGGCUGACAAUUAUGACCAAGACAGUGAUGGCGAAGGGGAUGAGCCAAUUCGUCUUCGUGGUUUAUUCCAAUGCUCUUUCCUCUAUCAUUCUCCUUCCUUAUUCCCUCAUCUUUCGAAGGACGCAGCAGUCCUUCUUCACCUUCCCUCUCCUCACUAGAUUUUUCUUCCUCGGGCUUACAGGGAUAACCAUAGCUCAGAUUUUUGCCUUCACUGGCCUAAGCUACAGCUCACCCAUUCUUGCAUGUGGAAUGGGCAACUUGAUCCCUGCAUUUUCUUUUGUGCUUGCUAUUAUUCUCAGGACAACAAAGCUGGAUUGGCGAGUAACAAGUGGCCAAGCCAAAAUCAUUGGUACCUUUAUAUCCAUCAGUGGAGGAACUCUAAUGAUUCUUUACAAGGGUCCACUUGUCAGGAAAACUGCAUUUUCUGCACCUUUCCAUCAUCUCGAACUUAUUCCUCGACAUUUCAUCUUCUCCUCAACACCAGAAUAUUGGGCUCUUGGAGGCAUUUUGCUUGCAGUCGCUUCUUUAUCUGCUUCAGUAUGGGGCAUAAUCCAGGUGGGCACUGUCAAACAAUAUCCAGAACCGAUAACCAUAGCCGCUUUAUAUACUUCAAUGGGGACAAUCCAAAGUGCAAUUGUGGCUUUUGUUGCAGAGAGAAAUCUAAGUGCUUGGAAGUUGGAGCUCAACAUGGAGCUCCUUCUCAUUUUUCUAUCAGCAAUUUUUGGGAGUGCAAUUCGUUGCAGUGUUCAUAUAUGGUGCAUGCACAACAAGGGCCCUUUUUAUGUGCCCAUGUUCAAGCCAUUCGGGAUUAUCAUUGCAUCUAUUGCUAGUGUAAUCUUCUUUGGAGACAGUCUUCAUUAUGGAAGUGUAAUAGGAGCUUACAUAAUUGGAAUAGGGUAUUAUACUCUGAUGUGGGGACAAAUCAGAGAAGAUGACAUGAAGGCAGGUGGUGAAGGCAUUGAUUCUUCUGAGCAGAAGGUCCCUCUAUUGCAAGAAGAGGAGCAAGUAUAGAAUCUCACUGGCUGCUAUCAGAAACUUAGGAGACAAAGGUCUCCUGAAUUAGAAGCUUUCACAAAGAUUGGAGGCAGAUUCAUUGUGCUUUGCAAAUUGGUUGUGGGAAAGCAUGUAUUUUGUGUUAAUAGAUUGGGAACUGGACUUGCUGUAUAUAUUUGCAUUCAAAGAGGUAGGGUUUUGGGGUUGUGUUUGUAUUAUAUCAGAGAUAGAGAGAAUGUAAUUAAACUGUACUUGCAACAGUUUUUUUCAAUGCAAGGAGACUCCUUUGAUUUUCCUUUC
Messenger RNA from Vitis vinifera (wine grape), 2643 nucleotides. Its product is annotated as WAT1-related protein At1g70260. Gene Ontology annotation, molecular function: transmembrane transporter activity. NCBI's taxonomy places the organism in Eukaryota, Viridiplantae, Streptophyta, Magnoliopsida, Vitales, Vitaceae. The transcript has 8 exons. Bases 1279 to 2361 code for a protein of 360 amino acids. The record is from RefSeq and is a predicted model, not a curated record. Gene Ontology annotation, cellular component: plasma membrane.